GUGCGCUGGGAGCGGCGGUGGGGCGGAGCUGUUGCGCGCGCUCACUCCGCGAGCUGCGUUUCCAAAACGAAGCGCGAUUUAUUUUUUCCCGACAGUCUGCCUGUCUCGCGCCGCUAACAGAAGAGGACGCGCGCUGCAACACGAGAGCGCUGGUCAGCACCGGUCCCACACGAGAUGCCGUGAGCGCUGCGUUUCACUCCGGACAGAUGCAAUCAGUGGAAAGAGAGAACAAAAAAAGGAUUAUGGUGUUUAUUUUUUUUUGAUCGUAAAUAGACUAACUUCAAACAAACUAACGUUUCCAGGUGAAUUCUGAGCGUCAAAACGCAAUGCGCGCGGUUGCUCGCUCGAGCGCAGUGGAUCUAGUGGAUUACUCACUUGCGCGCGACCGUUGUGUGUGCGCGUGUGUUUUUUAUUAUUUAUUUUUUAUUUGCUAAUUAACAAAAUCUCAUCUCAAGAGGACGCUAUUGCUUUUUGAGAAUAAGGGAAAAACCCUCCAAAAAGGGAAAAAAUCCUGGAGUUUCUCUCUCUCUCUCUCUCUCUCUCUCUCUCUCUCUCUCUCUCUCUCUCUUUUCUCUUCUCUUUUUUGUUUUCUAACUACAGGAUGCUAUUGUGGUGUGUAUUGGUGUAUGUAUGCAGCUGAUAUCUCCGCACUAGCAUUAUAGCGGUCCAGGCACAUUUCGGCGGAUUCUUGUCUUUUUUUUUCUAUCUCUUCCUACAUCUAUCUGUCUUUUUUUGUGUGUGGAAUAACUGAGUUGGAAAAUCUCCGAUCACUGCUGAGAAAAGACAGACUACAGACUGUCCACUGUCUCCACUGGGUCUUUUUUCUGUCCCGGAGAAUGGUGAGUGAUCAAUGGGGAGUCAACAUGAAUAGCUCAUCGGAAGUCGAAGAUGCACACGGACAGCAGGCGAAAUCGCAGGCCUUCUGCGAGUGUGUACCCAGCUCGUCACAGCUCAAACACCGCUGGUCUGACUCAGAUACAGUCAGGCAAACAGCUCCAAAGAGGAUGAGCUGCAGUUAUUUACUCUGCACUAUUCUUCUUUUCGUGGCUGUCCUGCUUGCCAUUACAGUAACAGGCACCAUUCUGUUCCUGAACCACUCCCAGUCUCCGCCUAUUUCGGAUGGCCCGCCACAUAUCACUACCAAUCAGGAUGAGGCCAAUGCUUUGGUCACAGUUGAACGAGGUGAUGGCUCACGCAUCAACAUUUUUAUUGACCCAAACUGCCCUGACUACAACAGCAAUUUCCUACGACUGGAAGGAGUGCAGACCUCCCUACUUCACUCGCUUACGGAUCACGACUCAGACCUCAAGUCAGUCAAAGGCCAGGACCGGGCGCUGCUGGUCAACCUUGCUGAAGAGGUUGCAAAACUCUCAGCACAUGCCGGCCAGUUAAAGAUGGACUAUGAGUCUCUGCGGAGGGGCCAAAGCAACUUAGGACAGGACCUUAACACUCUGCAAACUGAACAAGGAAAGCUUAUACAGCUGCUUUCAGAGAGCCAGGUUAACAUGGUAAAGGUGGUGAACUCGGUCAGUGAUGCCUUGAACUCAAUGCAAAAGGAGAAUGGAGGCUUGAAGGCUCGCGUGAAAGCUGACUUGCAGAGAGCUCCAGUCAGAGGAUCUCGUUUCAAAGGCUGCUCUAAUGGCUCACGUCCACGUGACUGUAGUGAUAUCCUUGCGAGUGGUCAGCGGGAAGACGGCGUAUAUUCAGUUUUUCCCACUCAUUACCCUGCGGGGUUUCAGGUCUACUGCGACAUGAGCACAGACGGAGGAGGCUGGACUGUGAUACAGCGCAGAGAAGAUGGAUCUGUGAAUUUUUUUAGGGACUGGGACUCUUACAGAGAGGGAUUUGGCAAGAUCACAGGAGAACACUGGCUUGGUUUAAGGCAGAUCCAUGCUUUAUCUAUCCAGGCAAACUAUGAGUUAAGGAUUGAUUUAGAAGAUUUCGAGAACAGUACAGCAUUUGCCCAGUAUGACAUGUUUGGAGUUGGACUUUUCUCUGUGGACCCUGAGGAUGAUGGCUACCCACUGACUGUUGGCGACUAUACUGGCACUGCAGGCGACUCCUUGGUGAAACACAACGGCAUGAAGUUUACAACCAAGGACCGUGACAACGAUCAUUCUGAGAACAACUGUGCAUCGUUUUACCAUGGCGCAUGGUGGUACAACAGCUGUCAUAUGUCCAACUUGAAUGGCCAGUACUUGCAUGGCCAGCACACGUCCUACGCUGACGGAAUAGAGUGGUCAUCCUGGACUGGCUGGCAAUAUUCGCUAAAGUUUACCGAAAUGAAGAUACGACCAACACGCGAGGAACGGGAGAGCAAGUGAUCUGAUCAGAAACAAUCAUGGAAAUUGGAAGAGAAAUAGAAAGAAAAUCAUGCAUUGAAAAUAAAUACCAUUGCUGACUCUGAAUGUGACAUGAAAACAUCUUUUUGGUCACUUUUUUUUCUGGAGAGAGAUCCCAGUUGUAAUUUUAAUUGUUAUCACCAGUGGAUUGAUUGGUCAAAGACACAGAGCAUCUAAGUGAAUCAGGAAAUGGACAGUGAACCUUAAGAGAAUUAUUCUAUAAUACUAAUAUACAUAUAUACCUACAGUGAGAAGAAGGUAUUUUGGUUUUUCCUUAUAAGAAAGCAAGUGCUUUUAUCAGUCUGAAAGCAGAAGGAUGUCACAAUUAAUUAGGAUAGUCAUCACAAGUUGAUAAUUAGUGGAAUAAUGUAUGAAAAAGAAGACUGGGUGAUUUCUUGACAGUAUGUUGAAGCACAUUGUACUUUUUUGGCAGACCAUUAUUGAACAUGUUUGCUUAUCAACAUUACCAACUGAUUAUGAGCCAGCUUUCAACUUCUUCCACCACAGAUGGUGUGUGUGUGAGUACGCGUGUGCAUGUCGGAUAUAGGAGGGGAAGGUAAAAAGCACAAUUAACAAAGAAGGAUCUCAAAUAACAGGCAAUAUCAGCUUUAUAAUUCUGGUUUCUGUUAAGCAUAGAACAUCAAUCUGAUAUUGUUUCUAAUACAUACAUAUUGAUAAGUUUCCCAAUUUGAUUGCAUGAGUAACUUGUAUUGGAAGAGGAACAGACAGGAAUGGACAGAUUAAUAUUAUUCUCUUAACUGACUACCUACUGUACCACCAAAUAUAUGUUUGCUAUAUAUAACUUGAUAACCAAGUAAAAAGGGGGUUAUCAGAAUGCUGUUGCAUAAGUUAAAUAUGCAGCUGUAUAUGGUAUAGUGGUGAUUGGGGAAAAAAAUCUAAUUUAAAUAAAACUAUGUAUCAUUUUAUAUUUUAUAUGCAUUCUCUUACACAUACCGUGCAUUACUGGGUAAAAGUCUCCAAAAGAUUUACUUAUACAACCAAAAUUAAAUAUUUCUGAAAAUCUGAAAAUGUUCGAAUGUCAGUAAAACAAACAAAAAGUAGAACAAUUAAUAAUAGAAUAGAAAUACAUAGAAACAUAGACAAAAUAAAUAAAUGAUCAGGGCUGUUGGUGUAAAGGUGUCUAGUGAAUUCUCCAAGCUGCUUAGAAAAUCAUACCCGUUAAUUUCCUUAUAAAAAUGCACUGAAAUCUCCACUGAUACAUAUUUAAAACAUCAUCGAAAUAUUCAAUUUAAUUGGUUUUGAAGGUGUAUUUGCUUUGCAACACCGCCUCAGUCUUUUGCACAGUACUGUGUAUGGCUUCAUGUCAUUUUCUUCCGUUUUUUUGUACUGUUUUAAAAGGAAAUUGCAUCAGAUUUUGAUUCCUUUAGGGAAUUCUGUACUUAUGCUGACUCAAUCCCCUGAGCUUUUUAGAGGUGCUUAUCUAACAUAUUUCACUCAAGCUAAUAAAGCACAGAGACAUGCAAGGGAUGGACGUGGGUGUCAGUGGGAGGAGACUGUAUUUAAAAAAAUAUAUAUACAUUUUAUCGGCAUCGCAGGACUAUUUUAAAUUGCUGUAAUUCUUCACCCUCCACCAACUUCCACCCUGCUGCAUCUCUAUCUGUUUCUCUUUCUCUUUCUCAAUGCCUUCUGCAGCAUGUCUCAUCAACAACCCUUGCCCAUGUAUAUCAAUUAUUCACAGUAUACAACAUUCUUUGCCUUUUUUUCAAUUAAUUUUAAGAUAUACCUUUAUUCAUCCCACAGUGAGAAAUCUUUUUUUACUCACUAUGAAGAAAAAAAAAGUUUGUCUAGACAAAAACAAAUAAUGUUGGAUAUUAGAAAAACACCUUAGCAUGUGUGCAACAAGACUGCAAUUCGGUGACAAUAUUGACUGUCUUUGUUCCACAACAUUUCCAAAGUAUAAUUCAACACAUAUGCUAAACACAUUACGGUUAUUUCUUUAUGCCAAUUGCUCAAUGCUAAGCUCCAGGGAGAGCGCAUUGUUGCAGUCUUUUACGAGGCUUUUACGAGUUUCUAACAAAUGACUCUAUUUAGAUAAUUAACUCCCUUCUACAAUACCAGAUAGUGGCCUUUCAAGCCCAAGGCAGGACAUGGAUAAUAUAUUCUGCUUUUAUAAACACUUCUUCGGGGGUAAAUUUGCAAAUUAUAAAAACCUCAGAAAUUAUAUUUCCCACUUGAGAUUUUGUAUUUUCUGUAUUUGUAUUUCUAAAUACAUAUGAUUGAGACUACUAUUCAAAGACCAAUAAAUGCUUUUGGAUCACAACCAAGCACAAAGUAUUUACAUAUAUCAAAUACCUGUUUAUAUCAAAAUGAAACCUGAUUGCAAGGUAAAAGUAAGACUAAUUCAAAAGAGGGCAAAGUGGUUCAAUUUCAGAACCUUCUUAAAACAUCCCUGAAUGAAACCCAGUCUUUUCAUAACAAAUAAGAUAUGAAACGUUGUUCGAUACACAGAGAUGGACACAGCACAUUUUACAUUUAUGGCAUUUGGCAGAUCUUUUUAUCCAUAUUAACUUACAUGUAUUUCAAUUAUACAGUACAACUAAGCAGCUGUGGAGUUAAGGGCUAAGCCUUGCCCAGGAGCCCUGCUCAGGGGCCCAGGAGUGGCAUCUUGGUGUGGCUGGGAUUUAAACUCACAACCUUUACAUCUUAACCACUAAGCCACCACUUUUCUAUUACAAAAGUACAUAAUUCCUGUACUUGAGUAAAAUAACAAAACCCUAGCUUGACUAUUGCUAAAGUAAAAUAACUCAUUUUACACUUUGGCUUAAGUAAAUAUUAAAAAGUGCUUGCUUUUGUAAAAUUACUAGCCUAUGUUGUAAUAAUUGAUGCAGUUCAGUGUUACAUUCUCCUGCACAUAAGACCUAUUUAAGGAGAUGGUCUUUUAUUGUUAAAUUUACAUUUAUGGCAUUUGUCAGAGGAUCUUAGGCAAUUCAACUUACAAUGAUCGUACUUAGCAGUUAAAUGUUAAGGGCCUUCUUCAAGGGCCAAGCCAUGGCAAUGUUGGUAUUUUAACUCAUGACCAUUAGAUUAAAAGUCUGAUGUUUAACCAUUGAGCUACCACACACUGGUACAUAAUCUCUCAAACUCAAACCGUGGGUUUUCAUUUGAGGGUCUCGCAACAGCUUUUCAUUUAACACAAUUUAUGCAUUCGCCUUAAAAUAGUGAGGACCGAAUGAUUUUCUAAAAUGCAUUGAAUGUAUUGAAGUCAAGGUUCCCCCUAAUGAAACAAAAGAACUGAUAAAAAAAGAGUACAAAUUUACGUUGUCACUGUUCACCACUGGCAUUACUAUAAGGGACCAUGUUUAUGUUGCUUACGGAAUAUUGAACUAGUCAGUUUAGACACAGGCAUAGACACCAAUCCAUAUCCAGUAUAAAGUGGAAUUUGUUUUUUUUUUUUUUUUUUUUUACUGUAGCUUUAUAAGAUCGGUCAAUCAUUGAAAUCAAUGUCUGGGAUAAAAUAAAUUGGCAAAGUAGGGCAAAAUCCUUAUUAUGGUGAUUUAAAGUCCAUUGUGAGUCCUGAAUCAUGUCUCUUCUUUAAUGUACUGUACAGAGAGCUUUAUUGUGUAGAUUUUCAGAAUGUUUCCAUGCAUGUAUGAUUGUUUUUUGGUUUUUUUUUUUUUUUUCAUUUUAUUUUUUGUACAUACAAAAGCACAAAAAACACAGCGAUUUUGAUGAACCUAUAUUACAAAUUUUUACUCCCAUAUUCUGUCAACUUUAUGUGAAACCUGAGACUCAAACUGCUUGGAUUGCGAUGGGAUUGUACAGAUUAAGACUCUUUGGGACCAAAGGAAGGAAAUGAAGCAUCAUAGACAUUGAGAAAAAAAACUAUACUUCAACACUGGAUUUAUUCAUUCUUCAUUUUAAAUGAUUUAAAGUGACAAAAGAGCAACAUUCAUGGGAGUUUAUACCCACAGACUCAAAACUCUUCAAAGAAAAAAAAAAUAUUUCUGUUCUAUGCCUUUGUCUCCAUGCUGCUGAGGCUGCAAGAGCUCCUCUGUUAUUUAUAUUUGUUUCACUCUCUCUUUCUCUUUCUCUUUCUCUUCAUCCCUGUCAUCCCUAGGAUUAUGUCUUCAUUGAUUGUUUUUCUUUGUGGAUACACAGCCAACUCUCUUGUCCCCGAUCAUCUGUCAGUUAAGAUUGUCAGACUCUGUGGUACGAAAUAGUUUUAUGAUGUAAUAACGGAGCAAAAGAGUUCUAAGUAAAAGAAAUUGGGAAUUUACGUGUGUGUGUGUGUGUGUGUGUGUGUGUGUGUGUGUGUGUGUGUGUGUGUGUGUUUGGGUGAGAGAGUGACUGGAUGAGAGACAAAUAUAUGUGUAAAGGUAAGUUGUUGUUUCCUGUGAAUGAGAUUGCUCUAUAUGAUGUUUGAAGAAUUUAAUUAAAUGGCAACUCAAUAAAUGGAUUCUACUGAUGGUGAAGACGGGAGUAUAUGGUGUAUAUUUCUAUGAGAAACUGUUGAGAGAUUUUAGAUCAUUCUCUGUUUGCUUGUAAAAAAAACCUAAUCAAUAAAAGACAUACUUUUAUAAUGAA
Silurus meridionalis is the source of this 6887-nucleotide messenger RNA. It is a transcript of the gene fibcd1b, whose product is annotated as fibrinogen C domain containing 1b. NCBI's taxonomy places the organism in Eukaryota, Metazoa, Chordata, Actinopteri, Siluriformes, Siluridae. Bases 837 to 2324 code for a protein of 495 amino acids. The transcript has 8 exons. The record is from RefSeq and is a predicted model, not a curated record.